Diaporthe batatas is the source of this 2723-nucleotide messenger RNA. RefSeq lists its product as uncharacterized. The transcript is spliced from 3 exons. Bases 52 to 2592 code for a protein of 846 amino acids. Gene Ontology annotation, molecular function: beta-galactosidase activity. Gene Ontology annotation, biological process: carbohydrate metabolic process. NCBI's taxonomy places the organism in Eukaryota, Fungi, Ascomycota, Sordariomycetes, Diaporthales, Diaporthaceae. Gene Ontology annotation, cellular component: beta-galactosidase complex. The record is from RefSeq and is a predicted model, not a curated record.
GUCCCCCUCCCCUCCCCCCCGUGCUGCCCGGCGGGAGCUGCCAGUCUUAAAAUGGACCCAAGCUCGUCGACGGGCCGACUGCACAGGACGGUGUUGUGUCAUUCUGCCGGGCGUCCCGACUCCACCGUGGGGGCCCCGGUGGGUUGCAUGUGGGGAUUUCGCGGGGUGCUUGGCCGACCUUCACAGCCGAGCCACUCGCAGCCAUGGUCAGUCAGUCACCUGACAGGUGGGUGGGCAUCUGGGCAUCCUGACGCCUUCGUGACAUGGGUUGGGCAUGCCGGCCCGCAGUCGUCGUGGUGGAGGUGGUGGAGGUGCUGGCCGGCGGGGGCCUCGUCCCUGGGUCUGAUAUAUAUAUUUACUGUUGGAAGCCCGCCCGCAAUGUACUGGCUCGGCAUCUCCCUGCUGGCCGCCCUGGCCCGGCGCACAGCCGCCUCACCACCCCCGGGAAACAACAGCUCGGCAGGGCCCUCGACAGCCCGCUGGCCGAGUGGCCUGCACCUUGCUGUCGACUACUACCCAUCGCAGUGGCCGGAGCCCAUGUGGGAGCCCGACAUUGCUGCCAUGAGGGACCUCAACAUCUCGUACGUGCGCAUCAACGAGUUCGACUGGGCCAUCCUGGAGCCCGAGGAGGGCGUCUACGACUUCUCGGUGCUUGACAAGACCAUCGAGCUCCUGGGACGCUACGGCCUCAAGGCCAUCAUCGGCACCCCGACUGCCUCCCCCCCGAACUGGCUCGUCGACAGCUACCCGAGCACCAUGUUCGUCGACGUCACCAACACCACCUACACCUUUGGCUCUCGCAGGUACUACAGCUUCAGCUCAUCCUCCUACCGCGACCUGAGCCAGAACAUCACCCGUGUCCUCGCCCAGCGCUACGGCCGCAACCCAACCGUCGCCGCAUGGCAGCUGGACAACGAGUUCGGCUGCCACGGCACCGUCCGCACAUAUGACCCGGACGCCGUCAGGCGCUUCAGGACAUGGCUGCACGACAAGUACCACACAGUCGAGGCCAUGAAUGCCGCCCACGGCAGCGUCUUUUGGUCAAAUCAAUACAAGUCCUUCGAUGACGUCCUGCCGCCCUACCUCCAGGUGUACACCACCAACAAUCUCUUGACACUCGACUUCUUCACCUUCUCGUCCGACAUGGUUGUGGAGUUUGCCAGGGAGCAGGCACAGAUACUCCGUCAAUAUGCCCCAGGACAAGCAGUCACAACCAACUUUAUGAUGCAGUUCACCGACUUUGACCACCACAAGUUCGCCAGGGAAGUAGGUAUCGACUUUGCCACGUUCGACGAAUACCCCCUCGCCGGCCCGGGCCAAUUCUCGUGGCUCUCGGACCAAGACCUCUUCGACACCCUCCGCACGGGGCUCCCGGACUACCAGGCCCUUCACCAUGCCCUGUACAGGGGUAUCGCGGGAGCUGCAUACGGUGAGGCCCAGGGCCCCUUUGGCGUCAUGGAGAUGGAGCCCGGUGUGCUCAACUGGAACCAGCACAGGGUGGCGCCGUGGGAGGGCAUGGUCCGCCUCUGGACUCUUGAGACAUUUGCCGCGUCGGGCGACCUUGUCAACUACUUCCGCUGGCGACAAGUCCCAUACGCGCAGGAACAGACCCUCUCCGGUCUUCACAUCUCAGAUGGGAGCCCGGACGAGGGCUAUUUCGAGGUCAUGGAUGUUGCCGCGAAUGACCUCCCGGUCCUUCGUCAGCAGCUCGGGACAAACACCACCCAUGAGCCACAGGGCGACGUGGCUCUGGUCUUCGACUACACUUCAGUCUGGGUCUGGGGCGUAGAGCCAUACAGUGGAAGCUGGGAUGUCAAGUCUUCAUCCUACACCGGCGCGGGGCUCAACUACGCGGACAUAGUGUAUGCCUUCUACUCGGCUCUGCGACGUCUGGGCUUGUCGGUCGACGUCAUCGGACCAGAGCAGAGCCUUGAGGGGUACAAGAUGGUCGUCGUGCCUACCAUGCCUAUCAUCCCGACCUCUUUCAACGACCAUCUCUCAGCUUACACCGGCCCCAUCGUCUUCGGUCCGCGCUCUGCUGCUCUGACCGCCAAUUUCUCAUACGCCCCAGGAAUUCAGCCGUCCGAGGGUGUACUGCGCGACCGUCUGCCCAUGCGGGUAACACGCAUCGAGACGCCACCGCCGUAUGCGAACAGCGGGGUUCUUUAUGGCGGAAACAAGUACAACAUAAGUUACUGGGAAGAAUGGGUCUCUUGCGAUCGUCACAACGCGACAAGCUUCGCAGCCGUCACUUCUACAUCGCAGCACCGCGCAGGCAGGCCGAUGGCCUGUGUGUCCGGCGACCUGUGGCAUUAUCUGGGCUUCAACCCGCCGGUGGAGUUUCUAGUGGCAUACCUUGGGGACAUAGCUGCAAACGUCAACAUCAAGGAUCUGACCGGGAAGGCGGCAGACAAGGAUAAUGACCUGGGUCGCGGGCUUAGGCUUUUGCGGAGAGGAGACUUGCUCUGGGCUUUCAACUAUGGUACUGACACCACGGCUGCCCCAGACUUGGCAUUCGAUGCGGAGUUGGUCAUCGGAAGCGAAGGGGACAUACCGGCUGCCGGUGUGUCGAUCUGGAAAGUUAGUACUUAAGUGCCUCUAUUUCGCAUACAUCCGAGGACAUACAUGGCGCCUUCAUGCGGUGAGCGGUAGGGGGGAGGGGAGGGUGGAAACAAAAAUAAAAUAAAAAUAAACUCAAUGGUAGACCACUCUUCAAAGAACGA